This is a messenger RNA of Anolis carolinensis (green anole), 1667 nucleotides long. RefSeq names its product 17-beta-hydroxysteroid dehydrogenase type 6. Gene Ontology annotation, cellular component: intracellular membrane-bounded organelle. The transcript has 5 exons. The record is from RefSeq and is a predicted model, not a curated record. Gene Ontology annotation, biological process: retinol metabolic process; steroid metabolic process. NCBI's taxonomy places the organism in Eukaryota, Metazoa, Chordata, Lepidosauria, Squamata, Anolidae. Gene Ontology annotation, molecular function: all-trans-retinol dehydrogenase (NAD+) activity. The coding region runs from base 161 to 1117 and encodes 318 amino acids.
CAAGUAUUUGUGGACGCACAGCCUAUCCCAAGCUCCUAUACAAAUUUGGGGUGGGAUGGUGUUGUAAGGUUAUUUAUAUAGUACAUAUGUCUUUUAAAAUUGCAGAUGGCCCCGCUUCAGACAGCUGAACAGUCACAAGGGAAGUGAAUUCUGAGCAAACAUGUGGAUCUAUCUGGUACCGGCAGUCAUCCUGUAUUUUGUAAUACGGUUCUACCGGGAAAGACAGACUGUGGAGAACUUAGGGGAGAAAUAUGUCUUCAUCACUGGUUGCGAUUCUGGCUUUGGGAACCAGGUGGCCAAGCAAUUGGAUAUCCAGGGCCUGCGGGUCUUGGCAGCUUGCCUCACCCAGGAAGGGGCAGAAGAACUGGAGAGACUGACAUCCGACCGGCUAAAAACCACCAUCUUGGAUGUCACCAGCACAGAGAGCGUGAAGGCAGCAAGCGAGUGGGUGAAAGGAAUCGUGGGGAACAAAGGGCUCUGGGGUUUAGUGAACAAUGCCGGCAUUCUUCGUACUACAUGCCCCAACGAGUGGCUGACCAAGGAAGACUUUGAGAAAGUGCUGAACGUCAACCUCCUCGGGCUGAUUGAUGUGACUCUGCAAAUGUUGCCCCUGUUGAGGAAGGCCAAGGGAAGGGUGGUCAACGUGGCCAGCAUCCUAGGUCGGCUCUCUUUCUAUGGAGGAGGCUACUGCCCUUCUAAGUAUGGGGUGGAGGCUUUUUCAGACUCCCUCAGGCGUGAGCUCAGCCCAUUUGGAGUCAAAGUAUCUGUAAUAGAGCCAGGGUACUUCAAGACACCCAUGACCAAUGUCCAAGAUACCCUUAACUAUUUGGAGAAUCACUGGAUCAGUGUCACACAAGAAAUCAAAGACAGCUAUGGCCAGACCUACUUCACCAAUCUUUACAAGUUACUUAGAGAAGAUCUGACAUCUCGGUGCAAUACAAACCUCUUCCUGGUCACGGAUUGCAUGGAGCACGCCUUGACCUCUAAGCAUCCUCGAACACGCUAUUCUGCGGGCUGGGAUGCCCAGUUCUUCUUCAUUCCUCUCUCUUAUUUACCCACAGCCUUGAUGGAUUUGAUCUUGACCUGGUCUAGCCCAAAACCAGCUCACGCCAUAUGAGGUGGAGUGGAAAGUGCCAGGGGCUACUUUUUUAAAGGGUGGAAUUGCGGACUAGGGUUUCCCCUUCUUGUGCUAGACACCAAACAUUUAAAUAUGUGGAGUUUCAGUUUUGUGGAUUUGAUUAUUCACAGAUUUAAUUAAUAUGUUCUCUCUAGGAAUCUGUAGGUUCUCCAGUGUGAGCCUAUGGUCACCUUCUGCCAUAGAGAUGCUCUGGAGGACUUAGAGAUUCUUGGAGAACACUUCUUUAGGCAUUUGUAUAUCCUCCAGCUGGGUUCUGUGGCCAAUUUGGCACAUAGCUUAGAAAACUCCUCCCAACCCGUGCCUUGUCCUUCAUUAUUCUUGCCUGUCUUUUUUUACUGGAAGAAUUGCUCAACUUAAAGAUACCAGUCGUUCUCAUGAGAGCCCACUGUUUUGUGGCUUUGUCGCUGAGGAAAUUUGCACUUGCACAGUGAAUUAAUUCCUGAUUUUCUGAGCACACAAGAUUGGUAUAUGCACACACACAUGAAUAUAUAUAUAUAUAUAGAAUAAUAAAAGAUGCAUUUUGCCAUUC